AUGGGAGGGCAGCGAAUCCUUGUCUUCACCAUGGCCGACUGGUCCAAUCUUCACCAAGAUGUCCUAAACCUCAUCGUCUCUGAGCUCUCCCUACACGAUCUCCUCUGUUGCACCAUUGUAUGUGGCACAUGGUUACGCACCAUCCGUGAUCUUCGUCGAUACUGCUCCAAGCUUUGCCACCAAAGCCCUUGGCUCGCAUUUAGUGGUAGCCAUGAUGACAUAGGUAGUGCCAUUGAUGACCCCUCCGCUGCCCACUUCUUUAGCCUCUCAGAGCAGAAGGUGUACACCAUCCCCCUCCCACAACCUCCGAUUCGUAAUCGCCUCUUUUUGGGUUCCUCCUAUGGGUGGCUGAUCACCAUCGAUGAGUGUUUCAAGGUGCAACUAUUGAACCCCAUCAAUGGUGCACAGAUCAACAUCCCCUUCAUCCUCACACUCGAUAACAUCGGAUCCUUCUGCGACCGAUGGGGGCGCAUAAGAGGCGACGCCAAUAACAUCAUUCAUAACCAAUAUCCAGGGGAAGAGAUUCCUAUGCUCAACUUCAAGGCCAUGCUAUCGUCAGACCCCUCACGAGGAGACUAUAUUGUUACACUCAUCCACUACCCCUAUGGGGGCAUCUCCAUUACUAGAUCUAAUGACAAUAAGUGGACGACGAUGCCAUUGCCUGAUCUCUAUGAAGAUGCCAUCUUCUAUAAGGACCAACUCUAUGCGACAUUUUAUGGAAGGAUAGACAUUUGGGAUGACCUCGAUCAAGAGUGGAAGAUGGUGGUGCCUGAGUCGGAGGUGGAUGAAAUUUACCCCUUCCACUUUCCAUUUUGGUUGCUGGUGAAGAAUUUGGGAGAAUAUGCGCUCUUUUUAUGCAACAACCAAUCUCUUUGUCUCUCUUGUAAAGACUUUCCUGAGUUGAAACCAAACCACAUCUAUUUCACUAAUGACUUCUGGUGGUCGAAUAAUGAUCGGUGGUGGAAAAAUCACCAUGUAAAGAAAUGCCGGGAUCUAAUCGUCUAUGACUUGGAGAACGAAACCCUCUCAUAUAUUUUGCACUCUGAUGCUCGUCUAAAUAUGCCACCUCCUAUUUGGAUCACUCCCAGUCCUCUGCUUAAUGACUGA
Messenger RNA from Musa acuminata AAA Group (dessert banana), 1107 nucleotides. Its product is annotated as putative F-box protein At2g33200. Lineage: Eukaryota; Viridiplantae; Streptophyta; Magnoliopsida; Zingiberales; Musaceae. The transcript is spliced from 2 exons. Gene Ontology annotation, molecular function: protein binding. The coding region runs from base 1 to 1107 and encodes 368 amino acids. The record is from RefSeq and is a predicted model, not a curated record.